AUGUAUUACGACGAACAUCGAGCCGUUGCGGAGGAAGAGAUUACAUCGCACAAUUUCUGCUGUUUGGUUGAUGCCGCCGUGAUGCUGUACGACGAAGAAAAGGAAGAAAGAGACAAGAGGAUUUUCCAACUAAUCCUGAGAAAACCAAGAACUCCGGUGAAGAAAUCUGUUCCUAGAAGAACAAACCCACUUCAAUUGCCUUCUUCAUCACGAAACCCACUUCAAAGGCCUUCUUCUUCUUCAUCGCUUCUAUUCGACCUUAACAAGAUCCCGCCUGAUGAUUCCGAGAUGAGCCCUAACGCUUUUCCAUCUUCUCUCGGCGUUAACAUGAUCGCGGCCGCUGAUGACUCCGAGAUGAAAAACCCACAAAACCCUAGUUGUUCUUCAUCAUCGUCUCUGAGGAAUUACAUGAUAGUAGCUGAGCCGAACGAUUCGGAGAUGAGGAUCCCGCGAAACCCUAAUUACCAACCGUCUCUGUCUUCUUGCAUAACAGAGAAGCCAAACCGCAAGAGACGUGCCGUGCAAGGUAAUGGUGGUAAAUCCAAGAAACCAAAGGUUGAUGAUGCGUAUUCAUGGAUAGGGAAAAAGACUCCUGAGUCGCUGAUCCAGUUGAUGAGAGACACGAGCGAAUCUGUAACUAAAUGGGGAGCGAGAAGUGGCUUGAAGCUGAUUUUUCAGAGGAAACUGUUCAAAACAGAUGUGAACCCUAGUGAGAGCCGUCUCUCGAUGCCUUACAACGAACUCAUCUGUAAGGACUUCUUGACACUUGCGGAGCUGAGAAUCAUAAGAGAAGACAUCAACAAUCCUAAGAUCAAGAGAGGAGUUGGAGCGAUUCUCGUGGACGAAAAGAAUGUCAAACAUGGUGUGAUGUUGAAGAGAUGGGAGACGAAGAAUGGAAGCUGGAACUAUGCUUUGACUUGUGGCUGGAACGAUGUCGUAGAGGCUAAUGGACUGAAACUGGACGACAACAUCAGUAUCUGGUGUUUCAGGUGGGGAGGACUCCUCUGUUUUGCCCUUGUUACUCGUCCUCCAAUGGAGUAG
This is a messenger RNA of Microthlaspi erraticum, 1041 nucleotides long. The record is from the annotation of a GenBank genome assembly. Lineage: Eukaryota; Viridiplantae; Streptophyta; Magnoliopsida; Brassicales; Brassicaceae.